UGCCUCACAAAAGAAUUCAUGGUGAAGCAAUUUACUCUCAUUAGAAUGAAAGAUUAUGAAACAACAGCAAACCUGCCAAGACAUUUAAAUAGCUUAGACUUUUUUUUUUUUUUGAAGAAGAAGAAUUUAGAAAUUGAACCACUUGACUUACAUGCAAAUACUAAUAAGUGUGACACACUACUUCCUGGUAAGUUCGAAAUGUAGUUGAAACUCAAAAAUUGUGGGUACAAAUCGUAAGAAUUUGUAGCCUCAAACAAUGGCUGCUUGGGCGUCGCCAUAUUGGAAUCCCAACAACUCAAAGAAUGUUAAUGGGGUGUUCCAUUUGUAGUCAAAGGCAACAAAUCCCAGCUCUCCAGUUGGAAAGAAAUCAUUCAGAAUGCUCCUCAAAGUCGGACUUCCCACUUGGCCAGAGAGUCAAUUUUGAGAUCCAACAUGGCCGCUCCUAGCAUCAACAAUAGCAAGCUGUGGUGGAAACAUGUUUAUUUUAUAAGACACACUUGUACUGCGUCUAUAAUCAAUGUUACCUGUAGCUCCGGCAACUGUAAAAGAACCAAUUAAAACUGGUGUUUGCAUGAGGAAGUAUGUCUUAAGAUGAAGUUUCUAAGAUGUUCUACAAACAAUGGUGACUUGGGUGUCGCCAUAUUGGAAUAUCAACUACUCUCACUCCUCCCAGUAUGCUAACAGUGUGCUCUGUUUGUAGUGAGGACUUGGAAAUCAGCUGGAAUGCUCCCGAAAUCGGAAUUCCCAUUCAAAAAGUCAAAGAAAUCUCAAUCGACAAUUUUGAGAUCAAAUAUGGCCGCUUCCAGGUUCAGCAGUAGUAAGCUGUGCUGGAAACAUGUUUAUUUUACAAGACUACAAGCAUAUUUAGAAUGAAUGUUACCUGUAGCUCCAGCAACAAUAAGCUAAACAAAUUAAAAGUGUUUGCUAAUGGAAAAUACAGCUUAAAGCAAUCUUUGUAAGAGGUGGUACAAACAGUGACUACUUGGGCGUCGCCAUAUUGGAAUCCCGACUUCUCCCUGUAUGCUAGCUGGAAUGAUGGUUAACUCGGGUGUGACGUCAUUCCCAGCUUCAACUUCCGAGAUAAAUGGAACCAGCGUCACACUUCUCAUGCCUUGAUUUAACACACCAUUACCAUGUUUACUCCACAAUAAAACAUGGUAAUGGUGGCAUUAUGCUGUUGUUUUUCAGUGGGAACCAUAAAGAAGGUCAAAGUUGAUGAACAUGGAAGGAGCAAAAUGCAAAUUUGUAUUUAUACAGAUUUUUAAAUGUAUAUGUAAUUUCCUUGUUAAAUAAAAUAAGAAGGAGAUACAUAAAGGUUGGAAGUCUGAAUAUUUUAAAGAGGUCUGAAUACUUUUGGAAGGUACGUUCUGGGGAGAUUUUCUUCUGUUUUCCUGCAGCAGCCUGGAGGCUUUUUUAUCCCACAUAUCAAUUUAGCAGCUGCUAAAUAGCAAUUUGUAUGAUCAGAAUUCCGUCUCUACAACUUAAACGUGUGAUUACAUGUUCUAGGACAGCAAUUUGUGGUUAGGGUGCCAAUAUUUGUCAGUCCUGAUGAAAGAUUUAAACCCUGUUAUGGCAUACAGAGGGGGAUCCCUGUAGCUUCCCUUCCAUGCGCCCCCUACUGGUGAUAGCCGGAAAAUUUAAAUCCCGGUUUCAUCGAACUCGUUGAACUUCCAGAAAACUGCUAAAAAAAAUCAACUGCUCGCUCGCUGUAAACCCUACAUUUAUCAAAUAAAAUGUCGUAUGUUUCUGUUGUCAUAUUCUUCAUUCGUUCGACUGUGAGGAGUUUAAAAAAAAAAAAAAAAGAGGAGGAGUGGGUGGAUGGGGGCACAGUCAUUUAAAAAAGGGAAAAAAACUGAGCAGAGCGCAUGCGCUUGAUUUGAAGAGAAUACGCCAUAUUGAAUUCCCGUAGGAAUCACGGCAUUCUUGCAGCUACGAGGGCCAGUUUAUUAAUGGUCCGAAAUUGAUUUCAUGUUUUUAUUCCGCCUUGUUCUGUGACACCGAAUAGAUCAGCGAGUCUCGUCGGAACCGGUACAGCGGCGCAGAUUCAAAACGGGCUCGCUAACGACAGGUUACUUGUCGGGGGAGUGGGGGGUGGGGGGUUUACCAGGCAGAGGAGUUGAAUGGAUCCGAGGGUAGCUUGGAUUCAGCCGGAGCAGAAAGGACCUGCGAACGCCUUAUGGAUGCAAAUCUGGGAGACCUCUCAGGGAGUACGGACGCUCUCCGCUCACACUCGGAACCACAGCCGGUGUGUGAGUUAUGCGGCUUUGAUGGCUUUGAAUAAUGUGGCGGCCGCGGCGGCAUCGUGCAAGAGCGCCUGCAGCCCGAGCAACGGGAACGUUACAGGCAGCCUGAGUAACGGCAGCAGCCAUCACAGCAUCAUGAACUGCCCCGCACGCAGCGGCGGCGGCGCGGCCACCUCCACACAAGGGACACCGGCGACCAACGGGACCGCACAAAGCUCCCUCCCGAUGGCGAACGAGCCGAGCGGGGCCAAAAUCCCGAUCCCGAAGACGGGCUCCGUCUCCUCGUUGUCCUCGCAGGAGUCGGGGACAGAGAGUCCCGUUUCCAGCAGCUCGUUUCCCGAGAGGACUUUGGGUGGAAACGUGAGGGGCGACUUCAACAAGAUCGUCGGCGGCGCCGGUCUGCUCCUCGGGUUGAACGACGUCGCGGAAAACAACGCGAACCUGUACCAUCAGCAACAUCAGCGCAGCCCGGAGGAGCAUCCGGCUUUUAAUUUGCAGCAGAUCUGCGCGAAGCAGCAUCAGGUCCACCACUCUGCCGUGCCCGUUAAUCACACACACAAUCUCCACCCGGGACGGAGGAAAAGUGACAACAAGGAGAGUACCUAUGGGAUGAAUUACCUGCUUUCGAACUGCACUAAUGGGAAUCAUGUGAACAAUUGGACGCCGUGGAAAAAGAAGAAAUACAGCUCAGGAGUGCUUGGACUCCACGAAGAGGUGAUGGACUUUUACAACUUCAUGUCCCCGCGACCUGAAGAGGCAGCUAUGAGGAAGGAGGUGGUGAAGCGAAUAGAGAUGAUCAUCAAGGAGCUGUGGCCUACUGCGGAUGUUCAGAUAUUUGGCAGCUUCAGCACGGGGCUCUACCUUCCAACAAGCGACAUUGACCUGGUGGUGUUAGGGAAGUGGGAGCGCCCUCCGCUUCAAGAGCUAGAGCAAGCUCUACGGAAACACAAUGUGGCCGAACCUUUCUCCAUUAAAGUGCUGGACAAGGCUACAGUGCCGAUCAUCAAGCUGACUGACCAAGAGACCGAGGUCAAGGUGGACAUCAGUUUUAACAUGAAAAGCGGGGUGAAGGCGGCAAGCUUCAUUAAAGACUACUUAAAGAAGUAUCCUGUGCUGCCUUACUUGAUCUUUGUGCUGAAGCAGUUUCUGCUGCAGAGGGAUCUGAACGAAGUCUUCACUGGGGGCAUUAGCUCUUACAGCCUCAUCCUUAUGGUCAUCAGUUUCCUACAGCUCCAUCCACGCAUCGACGCCAGAGACCCCAACCAGAACCUAGGCGUGUUGCUGAUCGAGUUCUUCGAGUUGUACGGCCGCCAUUUCAACUACUUGAAAACAGGGAUCCGCAUCUCAAACGGAGGUGCGUACGUUACCAAAGAGGAAGUGAUGAAGACCAUGACAAACGGAUACACCCCAUCCAUGCUCUGCAUAGAGGACCCACUGCUUCCAGGUAACGACGUGGGGAGGGGUUCUUAUGGCGCCAUGCACGUCAAGCAGGUGUUUGACUACGCCUACACGGUCCUCAGUCACGCCGUGACGCCGCUCGCCAAGUCCUACCCCAACAAAGACUGCGAGAGCACACUGGGGAGGAUAAUAAGAUUAACCCAAGAAGUCAUUGAAUACAGAGAGUGGAUUAUUAAGAAGUGGGGAGGCAAGGACUCACCACAGACAGACAACAGAGCGUCUUCUCCCAAGGAGCCCGUUUCAGAGCAGGAGUCCUGUGUGCUGGGUGGUGGUGUUGUAGGUCCUGAGGAUCAGCAGAGGGACUCUGCUUCACCUCACAGCGCAGACUCUCCCAUGUCCAUCUCCAGCCCCAAGCAGCACUCAUCGGCCUCAUCCGUUUCCUCGCUGUCUGGCUCCGACAACGACUCUGACUCAGCGUUGCCAUACACCCUCCCUCCUCCGACCCUGUCGGCGUACGCGUCGUUCCCGGCGCUUGGCCUCGCCCUGCAGCCAAGCAUCCACCUGGGCACCGGAAAGCACGGCAUGGGAGGACGCCAUCUGCUGCUUCCUCCGGGUUCACAGGCUCACGUCUCGCUGCCCAGCGGUCUAGCAAUGCACUCCAUGCCUGACAGACAGGUGUGUAUGGACACCGGGCUCCCCUCCUUCUACCACAUGCCCCCCCCAGUCCAUGCUCAUACCCCCGCCCCCUCCAGCCCCCAGCCUCCGCUCAGCCCCCACUCCAGCCACACACACAAGAGUGGAACGAAGUUCAACGUGAAGGGCUUCCACAACCCGCCGCCGGUGAACGGAGCCGCACUGGCUAACCGCGGACACACACAUGCGCAGUACCACCGCAACUCGUGGACACGGCGCAGGAAGAGGGACAGCCUGCCCGUCAGCCUCAGCAGAUAGAAACCACUGCUUCUUCCUCUUUAACCUUUUCUCCCUCUUUUUUUUUUUUUCUUUUUUUCUUUUUUGGUCUCCCCAACUUGACACCCCUAAACGGGACGGACGGACAGAAAGAGGGAUCAGAGACCA
Messenger RNA from Poecilia latipinna (sailfin molly), 4718 nucleotides. It is a transcript of the gene tent4a, whose product is annotated as terminal nucleotidyltransferase 4A. The coding region runs from base 2121 to 4592 and encodes 823 amino acids. Gene Ontology annotation, cellular component: nucleolus; TRAMP complex. Lineage: Eukaryota; Metazoa; Chordata; Actinopteri; Cyprinodontiformes; Poeciliidae. Gene Ontology annotation, molecular function: poly(A) RNA polymerase activity; mRNA binding. The record is from RefSeq and is a predicted model, not a curated record. The transcript has 13 exons. Gene Ontology annotation, biological process: RNA 3'-end processing; polyadenylation-dependent ncRNA catabolic process.